This is a messenger RNA of Oryza sativa Japonica Group (Japanese rice), 1261 nucleotides long. NCBI's taxonomy places the organism in Eukaryota, Viridiplantae, Streptophyta, Magnoliopsida, Poales, Poaceae. The record is from RefSeq and is a predicted model, not a curated record.
CUCUCUCGAGACACGCACCCGGCCUUACUUAAACAUCAACUGGUGUGUGCCUUUGCAGUGGCUGUGGUGGUGGUGGUGCGUGGUCCUCUUCUCCAUCCAGAGACAAUCCAGUUCAGUUCAGUUUCCUCUCUCCCUCCUGUCCUCACCUCACGCUUGACAAGAGAGAGAGAGAGAGAGAGAGAGAGAGAGAGAGAGAGAGAGAGAGAGAGAGAGAGAGAAAGGCUGAACUGAGCUGAGCUGAUCGAGCUAGUGUGCGAGACGGCAUGGACCGAUACGGCGAGAAGCAGCAGCAGCAGCAGAUGUUUGCCUCCUACGUGGACGCCUCCCUCCUAGCAGCCAGCGGUGAGGUGCAGGGCGAGAGGCCGAGAGCGCGGAGGAGGAGGAGGCGUGGGGCGAGGUGCGUUGGCGGCGGCGGCGGUGGUGGCGAGGUGGACGGAGGGGACCCGAAGAAGCGGCGGCUGAGCGACGAGCAGGUGGAGAUGCUGGAGCUGAGCUUCCGGGAGGAGCGGAAGCUGGAGACCGGGCGGAAGGUGCACCUUGCCUCCGAGCUCGGGCUCGACCCCAAGCAGGUGGCCGUCUGGUUCCAGAACCGCCGCGCCCGCCACAAGAGCAAGCUGCUCGAGGAGGAGUUCUCCAAGCUCAAGCACGCCCACGACGCCGCCAUCCUCCACAAAUGCCACCUCGAGAACGAGGUGCUGAGGCUGAAGGAGAGGCUGGUGGUCGCCGAGGAGGAAGUGAGGCGGCUCAGAUCAGCGGCGGGGAGCCACACGGCCUCCGGAGAAGGCGGAGACAUCAUGGGCUUAGGCGGCAGCGGCGCCUGCGUCGCCGGGAGCCCGAGCUCGUCGUUCUCGACGGGUACCUGCCAGCCGCCGAGCUUCGGCGGCGGAGAUCACCUCGGAGACGAUGACCUGGUGUAUGUCCCGGAGUACGGCGGCUACGCUGAUAACAGUGUGGUUGAGUGGUUCAGCCUGUAUGGAUUGAUCUAACGAAGAUCAAGUUGAUGAUGGCAUGUGCGGGGAAUUUAGUUAGUCAUAGUGUUAAUUAAGCUGUAUGGUGAUCGAUCGAACUGAUAUGGUCAGCUCUAAGUGUGUGUGUUUAAUUAUGUACAUAAAGUGAUUAAUGGCAAAACCUGGCCAGCUAGCUAGUAAUGUAUUAAUAUUAGUAGUUCGCUUAAAAAAGAUCAGAUGUGUGUUCAUAUCAUUUUGUGUCCUGCUUCAGAAUUUAGUGUUAAUUAGUAUGUAGUCCUGAUUCUUGAUGCGAA